AUGUCCAAUUACCAUAGUAGAAACUUGAGACGUGUCGCAGGCGUACUCUGCCAAGAAUUGAAUAGCACUGGUGAUUCGGAUGUUGUGUGCGAGGUAUUUAGUAAUAGAGUACACUCUGGUGAUCCAAACUAUCUUGGUUCCACACUUCCGAAGUGCCUUGCCAUUAUAAAACAGAAUUUGAGCACGUUCUACGAGCUGCAUGGCUCAUCGAUAUACAAUUAUACUGAUGACGAUAAAGGAAAGGGAAACGAGAAAUGGAUUAGGUUCAAAUGGGAUGAAAUGCUGGAUAAAGAUUUAGUCUACAUUGUUUUGUUCAAGAGAGAUACCACUAAGAUAGUAGGUUUUACAUCAGUGGCAUUAUCCGACCCAUUGAAUCCAGAAUUGGACCACUCCAAAUUGAAUCGGCCGUGUUUGUUCCUAUACGAAAUCCAUCUGAUGGGAGAAUACCAGUCACGUGGCUUAGGGUCUCUUAUUUUCAAUGGAUUACUUAUCCCACUUGCACGUGACCUGACCUGUCCGUCAAUUGAACUAUGCGUAUUCACUGCCAAUGAUGUGGCCUGUCGAUGGUACAAAAGAUUAGGGUUCCAACUUACCGUCGAGUUCUCUGAGCAUCUCAUUGGAAUGAGCAGGGUUAUCGGCGCCUCUUAA
Messenger RNA from Kluyveromyces lactis, 648 nucleotides. RefSeq names its product N-terminal L-serine N(alpha)-acetyltransferase NatD (gene NAT4). Lineage: Eukaryota; Fungi; Ascomycota; Saccharomycetes; Saccharomycetales; Saccharomycetaceae. Gene Ontology annotation, molecular function: protein N-terminal-serine acetyltransferase activity; histone H4 acetyltransferase activity; histone H2A acetyltransferase activity. The coding region runs from base 1 to 648 and encodes 215 amino acids. The transcript has a single exon. The record is from RefSeq and is a predicted model, not a curated record. Gene Ontology annotation, cellular component: nucleus.